Molecule: messenger RNA, 3941 nt
Organism: Oncorhynchus nerka (sockeye salmon)
Lineage: Eukaryota; Metazoa; Chordata; Actinopteri; Salmoniformes; Salmonidae
Product: zinc finger CCCH domain-containing protein 13-like
Exons: 14
Coding region: 112-3801 (1229 amino acids)
Source: RefSeq, a predicted model, not a curated record
GUAGCUAACUUCACACAGGUGAGUUACAUUCAAUUCCUGCUGCGAGUCACAGGCACGCCUUUACAACUCUGGGCUACUUGUUUUCUGUAUGAGAAGUAGUGCUGCAGCAGGAUGCCAGGCAAGGCAGCAGACGCGUUCCAACCUGGGGACUUGGUCUUCGCCAAGAUGAGGGGCUUCCCCCAUUGGCCGGCCAGGAUCGCCCGGGGCGAGAGCUCUAAGAAGAAGGUUCCAGUGUUUUUCUUUGGAACUCACCAGACAGCAUCCAUACCCACUGAAAAUAUAGUGACCUACGUAGGGAACAAGGGCAGAUAUGGGAAAGGAGUGCGCAUCAGAGGUUUCACAGAGGGAAUGUGGGAGAUAGAGAACACUCCUAGAGUAUGCAGCAAACAGAAGGUGGGUGUUACCCCAGCUAAAAAAGAGCAAGCAGAAAAAAAGCCAGACCCGUCCAAGACAUCUGCACCGGUCAAAGCCCCAAUAAAGGCCCCUAAAACACAAGCGAAGACUAUCAAGACAGUGGCAGUGACGGCACCGGGAAACAAGGCGUUACCGGGAAACAAGGCGUUACCGGGAAACAGAAAAACAUCUGCCGACGGCCGACAGAGGACCGACACAAGAGCUGAGAAAAGGAAAAAGAUCGGAAUGUAUUCUUCCCGGGACGAGCCUGUCCAAGGGCAGAAGACAGCCCCGGCCAGUUCAGCUGUAAUCCCACCAGCCAGCAAGAAGACGAGAUUGACGGAGGAGAAAAGCUCGUCCACUCCAAAGAGCGAGAAGACCACAGAAGAGAGAAAGAAACAGGAGAGAAGAGGGAGGAAGAGGAAAAAGGAUGAUGAGGGAGAGAAGAUAACAGAAGAGAGAAAGAAACAGGAGAGAAGAGGGAGGAAGAGGAAAAAGGAUGAUGAGGGAGAGAAGAUGAAGGAAGUUGGUGUUGAAGAGGGAAAGAUUGAAGUCAGUAAGAUGAGGAAGACGAGGAAGGUGGAAAGUUUAGAAACAGACAAACAAGUAAUCCACAAGGAAGAGGUUAAGAAGGGGGACGAGGAGGAGGAGGCUGGGGUAGCAGUGAAGGGGAACGAAGAGGAGGAGGCUGGGUUAGCAGUGAAGGGGAACGAAGAGGAGGAGGCUGGGGUAGCAGUGAAGGAGGCUGGGGUAGCAGUGAAGGGGAACGAAGAGGGUGGGGUAGCAGUGAAGGGGAACGAAGAGGGUGGGGUAGCAGUGAAGGGGAACGAAGAGGGUGGGGUAGCAGUGAAGGGGAACGAAGAGGGUGGGGUAGCAGUGAAGGGGAACGAAGAGGGUGGGGUAGCAGUGAAGGGGAACGAAGAGGGUGGGGUAGCAGUGAAGGGGAACGAAGAGGGUGGGGUAGCAGUGAAGGGGAACGAAGAGGGUGGGGUAGCAGUGAAGGGGAACGAAGAGGGUGGGGUAGCAGUGAAGGGGAACGAAGAGGGUGGGGUAGCAGUGAAGGGGAACGAAGAGGGUGGGGUAGCAGUGAAGGGGAACGAAGAGGGUGGGGUAGCAGUGAAGGGGAACGAAGAGGGUGGGGUAGCAGUGAAGGGGAACGAAGAGGGUGGGUUAGCAGUGAAGGGGAACGAAGAGGAGGAUGCUGGGGUAGCAGUGAAGGGGAACGAAGAGGAGGAUGCUGGGGUAGCAGUGAAGGGGAACGAAGAGGAGGAUGCUGGGGUAGCAGUGAAGGGGAACGAAGAGGAGGAUGCUGGGGUAGCAGUGAAGGGGAACGAAGAGGAGGAUGCUGGGGUAGCAGUGAAGGGGAACGAAGAGGAGGAGGCUGGGGUAGCAGUGAAGGGGAACGAAGAGGAGCAGACUGGGGUAGCAGUGAAAGGGCACGAAGUGAAGGAAACCGAUACUGUCACAGAGAUCAGUCCUGGUCAGGAUGAAGAGCGUCGGCGGCGUCUGGCGGCCAGGAGAGAGAGUGUCCUGAAGUCUCUACAAGGACUUCUCACUAGAAGGAAGGGCCUGAGAAGACACAGCCUUAAACCUACACGGACACCGAAAAAUGGAGCUGAAGAGAAGAAGAGUAGAAAGACAGGCGGGCAGAAAAGGGACAGAAAAACAGCGAGUAAGACAGCAGGCGGCAAGACAGCAGGCGGCAAGACAGCAGGCGGCAAGACAGCAGGCGGCAAGACCGCAGGCGGCAAGACAGCAGGCGGCAAGACAGCAGGCGGAAAGGCAACGGACAGGAAGAAAACAGAUGAGAAGGUGGAAAGGACGAAAACGGAAGAACAAAAGAUGGAGAAGAAAGUGGAGAGCAAGAAAUCAGCGGAGGCUAAGAAGUCCGACUCGACCCGGGCGGAGGCUAAGAAGUCCGACUCGACCCGGGCGGAGGCUAAGAAGUCCGACUCGACCCGGGCGGAGGCUAAGAAGUCCGACUCGACCCGGGCGGAGGCUAAGAAGUCCGACUCGACCCGGGCGGAGGCUAAGAAUCCGACUCGACCCGGGCGGACCCGGGCGGAGGCUAAGAAGUCCGACUCGACCCGGGCGGAGGCUAAGAAGUCCGACUCGACCCGGGCGGAGGCUAAGAAGUCCGACUCGACCCGGGCGGAGGCUAAGAAGUCCGACUCGACCCGGGCGGAGGCUAAGAAGUCCGACUCGACCCGGGCGGAGGCUAAGAAGUCCGACUCGACCCGGGCGGAGGCUAAGAAGUCCGACUCGACCCGGGCGGAGGCUAAGAAGUCCGACUCGACCCGGGCGGAGGCUAAGAAGUCCGACUCGACCCGGGCGGAGGCUAAGAAGUCCGACUCGACCCGGGCGGAGGCUAAGAAGUCCGACUCGACCCGGGCGGAGGCUAAGAAGUCCGACUCGAGCCGGGCGGAGGCUAAGAAGUCCGACUCGACCCGGGCGGAGGCUAAGAAGUCCGACUCGAGCCGGGCGGAGGCUAAGAAGUCCGACUCGAGCCGGGCGGAGGCUAAGAAGUCCGACUCGAGCCGGGCGGAGGCUAAGAAGUCCGACUCGAGCCGGGCGGAGGCUAAGAAGUCCGACUCGAGCCGGGCGGAGGCUAAGAAGUCCGACUCGAGCCGGGCGGAGGCUAAGAAGUCCGACUCGAGCCGGGCGGAGGCUAAGAAGUCCGACUCGAGCCGGGCGGAGGCUACGAAGUCCGAAGUCAAGAAACUGGAGACAGAAAAGGUAGAGAGACUACAGGAGGAGGAGCCUAAAUCACCUCAGAGAGGUGUACCAGGGGACAGCCAGAUAACAGACAGCGUGUCCAAGCUACAUGCCACUAAAGAAUCUUUCAGUCUAACGGACUCUACCCUGCACCGUAUACACGGAGACAUACGCAUCUCUCUGAAGACGGACAACCCUGAUAUUAGUAAGUGUCUGACAGCGCUGGACCAACUCAGUAUGGUCUAUGUAACAUCACAACACGUCCAGAGACACAGUGAACUCAUCACUACGCUCAGAAAGAUGCGUCGUUUCCGCAGUAACCAGGACGUGAUGGACAAGGCAUCGAUGCUCUACAACCGCUUCAAGAACGCAUUCCUAUUGGUUAACGACAAGGAUAACGUCAUCAGCCCCGAGUUCCUCCGCUCGCUCCUGGAGGAGAAAGAGAGGGAAGAGGAGGAGAGGGUGGAGAGAUGGAGGGAGAAACAGAAGAGGAGAGGAGAGGUGCUGCAGGAGGUUCGCAGGAGAAUGAGUCAACUGGAGGAGAGGAGGGGAGGAGAGAAGGGGGUCGUGACUGAGAAGAAGGAAGAGGAGGUGCCAGAGGAGGGAAGAGGAGGUGCCAGAGGAGGUGCCAGAGGAGGUGCCAGAGGAGGUGCCAGAGGGUGGGAGCGCCGAACUCCAAUAGCCUCAUCCUGAGCUCCACUGUGAGAAACGGAGCAGGGUGAAGUUGCCCCUAGACUCUUGGUGCAGGUUACAAUUUUCGACCACCAAUGGUUGAAGGUUAGUAUUUGGGGAGGUAAACUGAUUCUAGAUCUGCACCUGGGGGGGGGGGGGGG